AUGUUUUUGAUCCGGGGUGAGCGCGGAGCCGAGGCGCACCUCUGGCAGGUGCCAGCCGAUCUCACCUCCCUCCGUGCGCAGGGUGUCUUCCUCAUAGUCAGUAAUGCUAACACCUACGACACAGAGGAUCGUUGUUGGCUCUGGAUCGGUUCUACUGCCUCUUCAAUGAACAUCACUGCAGCUCGUCAUUUGAUUGAACAGUUUCAGCGAUGUUUACCAUCAGAGCUUGGAGUGCAAAUGAUGGUUGUGGAGGAGGUGAGUGAGGCCAACUCCAACACCUCUCAAAUGCAAAAGUGUUUGUGUGCUUUAAAUGGCGGUACUCUCGUGCACACACCUUCAUCAGCCAUACAACAUGGUGAGUAA
This is a messenger RNA of Hydatigera taeniaeformis, 363 nucleotides long. Lineage: Eukaryota; Metazoa; Platyhelminthes; Cestoda; Cyclophyllidea; Taeniidae. The record is from the annotation of a GenBank genome assembly.